Molecule: messenger RNA, 1743 nt
Organism: Hippocampus zosterae (dwarf seahorse)
Lineage: Eukaryota; Metazoa; Chordata; Actinopteri; Syngnathiformes; Syngnathidae
Product: fibrinogen C domain-containing protein 1-like
Exons: 9
Coding region: 155-1504 (449 amino acids)
Source: RefSeq, a predicted model, not a curated record
GGCUAAUCUGAGCAGAUUGACUUGAGAGCGGCACCUUCUCUCUCUCUCUCUUUUGCUGUCGGCGUCUGUUGCCAUGACGAUGUGACACUUUGCGGUGGACAAGGUGUCAGAUCAAUCAUCUUUGUCUGGGGAGGUCAUCGUCGAGGAAGACAAGAUGAUGCUAAAUGACAGCUGGACCGUGAUGAACAACAGCAGCUCGGAGCUGGACGGCAAACGAGAAAAUAAGCGCAAGAAAUGCUGCAGCUUCCUCAUGUGGACGGUCCUGAUGGUCGUCACGGUAGCGAUCGUCACGGCGGCCGUCACCAUCCUCUAUGUGAAGCACUACCCGCUGCCCUUCAUUAACAGAGACGAGGCGUCGUCUUCUUCGCCCGUCAUCUCGACCAAUCGCAAGGAGUCGGGCGCCCUGGUGACGGUGUCCCAGGAGGGCGACGGUGAACCAAUCAGCAUCUUCCUGGACCCCAACUGUCCCGACCCCGCCCAGCACUUUGAACGCUGGGAGGCGCUGCACACUUCGCUCAUUCGGGCGCUGAGCGUGCGUAACGCCGAAGACUGGCAGGGGAUGGGCCGCGUCCAGGCGCUGGUUGAGGAGCUCAAGGCGACCGCGGGACACGUGCUCGACCUCCGGCGGGAAGCGCAGGCUCUGAAAAGCGGCCAAGGGGUGCUGGAGCAGAGACUGGAACGCCUGCAGAACCAGCAGAACCGCGUCGCUCAGGUGCUGUCAGACGAGCACGCCGGGGUCCUCAAGCUCAGUUCGGCUUUGACGGAUUCGCUGUCCAGUCUCCAGAGAGAGACAGAGAGUCUGAGCGGACUUCACAGGGACAAACGCAAAGCUCUCACGCCCAGAGACUGCAGUGAGGUCAUGGCGGCAGGAAAUUCCCAAGAUGGCGUCUAUUCCAUAUUUCCCAUCCAUGAGCCCGGCGGCUUCAUGGUUUACUGCGACUUGAGCACAGACGGGGGAGGCUGGACCGUGAUUCAGAGAAGACAGGAUGGCUCUGUCAAUUUCUUUCGUGGUUGGAAUGCAUAUCGAGAUGGCUUUGGAACGACAACAGGAGAGCACUGGCUAGGCCUGCAGAGGAUCUACGCUAUGACACGGUCAGGAGGUUACGAGUUGCGAAUCGACAUGGCCGACUUUGACAACGCCACAGCCUUCGCUCUUUACGCCGAAUUCUCCGUGGGCCGCGACUCGGUCAACCCCGAGGAGGACGGAUACCCACUGGCUGUGGACGGCUACUCGGGAACUGCAGGCGAUUCUCUCCUGAAGCAUUCCGGAAUGCAGUUCACCACAAAAGACCGGGACCAGGACCAGUCAGAGAACAACUGCGCCACAUACUACCAGGGCGCUUGGUGGUACCGCAACUGUCACACGUCCAACCUGAACGGGCAGUACCUGGGAGGAGGCCACGCCUCUUACGCUGACGGUGUGGAGUGGUCCAGCUGGACCGGCUGGCAGUACUCUCUGAGAUUCACCGAGAUGAAGAUACGGCCCGCAGCCAAACCCAAUUGACCUUUCACCCCUCACAGAAAAGACAUACAGUGCACUUCCCAUUGGAUGGAAUAUGAUCAUCACGUACCGCGCUUUCGAAAAGAUUUGAGCAGUCAAACUUCUGCUGUCGUUUCACUUCAACCACGAAUUCCAGCCUGUUCUUAUAUCUGAAAGUGUUUUGGGAUUGCUCUAAAAAUAACUUUGAACUUAUUACUGUGUUUUUGUAGGGUUGAAAGAUUUUCAUUAAAUACCUUUUUUUU